GGAAAAUCCAGAACGUACCUUUGAUUUGGUACUGAAAGUAAAAUGCCAAGCAUCUGAAAAUGAAGAUCCAGUGGUACUGUGGAAGUUCCCGGAGGACUUUGGAGACCAGGAAGUACUGAACAGCGUUCCAAAGUUCUGCUUUCCUUUUGACGUUGAAAGGGUGUCCCAAAACCAAGUAGGACAGCAUUUUACCUUCGUGCUCACCGACAUUGAAAGUAAGCAAAGGUUUGGAUUUUGCCGUUUGACGUCAGGAGGCAAAGUCUGCCUCUGUAUUCUAAGUUACCUACCAUGGUUUGAGGUAUACUACAAGCUCCUAAAUACUCUGGCAGAUUAUUUGGCUAAAGAACAGGAAAAUGACUCAAAUGAUUUGUUAAAAUCAUUGUAUAACCAUCCUGUGCCAAAGGCGAAUGCUUUAGUCAGUUUAAGUGUGAACCAAGGAAUGAUUUUUGCAAGUGAGCAAGUUUUGAAAAAACAGCCUUGUCUUGUAUCGCACUCGUAUUUCAUUACUCCUGAUAUAACUGGAUUGCCAACAAUCCCGGAAAGU
Messenger RNA from Mesitornis unicolor (brown roatelo), 544 nucleotides. RefSeq names its product DENN domain-containing protein 1B-like. Gene Ontology annotation, cellular component: intracellular membrane-bounded organelle; cytosol; nuclear speck. The transcript has 8 exons. Gene Ontology annotation, molecular function: guanyl-nucleotide exchange factor activity; phosphatidylinositol phosphate binding. The record is from RefSeq and is a predicted model, not a curated record. The annotation marks the transcript as partial. Gene Ontology annotation, biological process: endocytosis; endocytic recycling. NCBI's taxonomy places the organism in Eukaryota, Metazoa, Chordata, Aves, Mesitornithiformes, Mesitornithidae.